Messenger RNA from Klebsormidium nitens, 2068 nucleotides. The record is from the annotation of a GenBank genome assembly. NCBI's taxonomy places the organism in Eukaryota, Viridiplantae, Streptophyta, Klebsormidiophyceae, Klebsormidiales, Klebsormidiaceae.
GACCAGCGGGGCUAUAUAAAGCAGGUCGGCUGCAGCCGCUCAAAUGUUCGUAUGAGCCUUUGGCUGCUUCUGCCAGCUCUCUGAGGACGAGGGCCCGCAGAAAUGGCGCAGAAGUUUGCGUCCACCCUCUUCAGGGCUGCUCGCCUUGCACCGGCAGCGGUAUGGCGGCCGGAGCCUGCACUCCCUUUGUGCGGGGUGUUCCACAUUGAGAGCAGCUUUGUCGCCCUCCGCAUGGUACGGACCUAUGGCACAAGGGCCGACGCAGUGCCUGCGAUGAGUGCAGCAACCGCACACCAUGAAGCCCCUGGCGUGAAGCUGCUCAUUGGCGGCAAGUUCCACGACUCUCAAGCCAAGGAGUGGAUUGAUGUCACAAAUCCCGCUACCCAAGAGGUCAUCUCCCGCGUGCCUCACACCACAAAGGGGGAGUUUGACGCGGCUGUGGCCGCCGCAAAAGCUGCCUUUCCAGCUUGGAGAGACACUCCCGUGACGGUGCGGGCGCGGGUCAUGUUCAACUUUCAAAAGCUCAUCCGGGACAACAUGGAAAUGUUGGCAGAGAACGUGACGUUGGAGCAGGGGAAGACGAUACCGGACGCCAAGGGCGACGUUUUUCGAGGCCUAGAGGUGGUCGAAUACGCGUGCGGCCUCCCGAGCGCGCUGUCGGGCGAGAUCGUGGAGAACGUGAGCGCGGGCAUGGACACGUACAGCAUCCGGCAGCCGCUCGGCGUGGUCGCCGGCAUCUGCCCCUUCAACUUCCCGGCCAUGGUGCCCCUCUGGAUGUUCCCGCUCGCCGUCACCGCCGGCAACACCUUCAUCCUCAAGCCGUCCGAAAAGGACCCCGGUGCCGCCAUGCUAUUGGCCGACCUGGCGCAGCAGGCGGGCCUCCCCCCCGGCGUGCUCAACAUCGUGCACGGCGCCCAGGACGUUGUCAAUAUGAUAUGCGACGACAAGGACGUGCGCGCCAUCUCAUUUGUGGGCUCCGAUAGGGCCGGCAAGCACAUCUACUCGCGCGGGUGCGCCAACGGGAAGCGCGUCCAGAGCAACAUGGGCGCCAAGAACCACGCCGUCGUGCUGCCGGACGCGGACCCGGACCGCGCGAUGAACGCGCUGGUCGGCGCCGCUUUUGGGGCCGCGGGGCAGCGGUGCAUGGCCAUCAGCUCCGCGGUCUUCGUUGGCGGAUCGGAACAAUGGGAGUCGGGUCUAGCCGAACGUGCAAAGAAGCUCAAAGUGAACGCUGGCAAGGAGCCCGGGGCUGACGUGGGCCCGCUAAUCAGCCCUGAAGCCAAGGAACGUGCCGAGCGGUUAAUUUCCGAAGGGGUGAACCAGGGUGCCCGGUUGGUGCUGGACGGGAGGGGGGUGAAGGUCCCCGGGUACGAGGAGGGCAACUUCCUAGGGCCUACCAUCCUGGCUGACGUCACGCCCGACAUGGAGUGCUACCGGGAGGAGAUCUUCGGGCCCGUGCUGCUGUGCCUCAAGGCGGAGAGCCUGGAUGACGCCAUCCAGACGGUCAACAAUAACCCGUACGGCAACGGUACCGCUAUUUUCACUCGGUCAGGGGCCGCUGCCAGGAAGUUCCAGCACGAAAUUGACGUAGGCCAGGUCGGCAUCAACGUGCCCAUCCCGGUUCCGCUUCCGUUCUUCUCGUUCACGGGAUGGAGGGGAUCCUUCCAAGGCGAUCUCAACUUUUACGGCAAAGCGGGGGUCCAGUUCUACACUCAAACGAAGACUAUCACAUCAUCCUGGAAGGACGAUGACGUAUCCACUGUUCAGACAAGCUUCCCCAACGCGGGCAAGCAAUAGCUUCGCAUUCUCCAGCUCUGGAAAAAGCAACGUUAGAUUUGAAUAGCGAGGUAGCCAAGCGAAACGGCAGCUUUCCGAAGCAGCGCCGGUUGAAACGUUGCGCUGUGAGCUUUUAGCGUUUCAAGUUUCGCACUACGUUGGGAAAGUGUCCUUGUACACUCCAGAAUCUUGCAUACCUUGUACAUAGCAAAGACGCUGGCAGCUUGUGUUGCUAAUUGAUAGAUGCCUUUAACGAGGCACUUGCUACGCCCGUAUUUUACUGAAGCCUGGC